Molecule: messenger RNA, 2571 nt
Organism: Medicago truncatula (barrel medic)
Lineage: Eukaryota; Viridiplantae; Streptophyta; Magnoliopsida; Fabales; Fabaceae
Product: DNA-directed RNA polymerase subunit beta'
Exons: 1
Coding region: 715-2409 (564 amino acids)
Biological process (GO): DNA-templated transcription
Molecular function (GO): DNA binding; DNA-directed RNA polymerase activity
Source: RefSeq, a predicted model, not a curated record
UUUGAUAAAAAUUCUUAUUGUACAGAUUUCAAAUGAGAAACUGUCAUUCCAUUCAAUUAAAUUGGAAUGUCCUCUAUCUGGCAUGUCUCUUGGGAUGAGUAACAUGAAGCUCAGAAUUCAUGGGUGUAUUGAAUACUCCCAAAUCAAUAAGGGAAUUGGUCUAUGGUCAAUUCAGUAACAAAUAAAUAUUUAUUUAUAACCGUACGUACCUUGUGAAAAAAAAAAAAUUAUUUUUUUGUGGAAUUAAUUAUUUCAUCUCUUUUUUUUUUAAGAACUUAAAUUAAGUUCAAAGAAUAAAAUAUAAUAUAUCAUGAUUGCCGAAGUCUAUCUAUCGCAUAUAGGCUUAAAGACAUCGUGGCAUAACCGUCGAGGUGACGUCUUGACCUAAAAGAUCAAAUGGUAUGAUACAUAGACAAAGAAAUCUCUUAUGAAUUCGAGGAUAUUCCUUUUUUUUAUUAAAAAGUAUAUUUUAAAGGAUUCUUCGUUCGAAGGGAGGUAGACUACUCAAGAAUUUUACAUUGAAUUUCUGUCGUAAUUUCGAAUUGCAUAAAGAAUUCAGAAACAAAGAAGAAUGUAUCAAUGAAAUGUUGCUUCGUCUGUAUUGAUAACUUGAGUAAAGAGUAAACCUUUUUUAUUUUAGAUUUAGAGGUUUUCAAAAAUUUGAAAACGGAAACCACUUUCUUUAUCUUUAUUGUGUGUAAAUACUUUAGCCGGAUGAGAGGAAACCCUCACGUCCGAUUUUCAAAGGGGGAGAUCCAUCUUAUUGGAUCCUAUCCAAAUUUUUCGUUUGCUAGGCCCGUAGUUAAAAAACCUACUUUCUUACGAUUACGAGGUUCAUUCGAAUACGAAAUCCAAUCUUGGAAAUACAGUAUCCCACUCUUUUUUGCUACUCAAGGUUUCGAUACAUUUCGAAAUAGAGAAAUUUCUAGUGGAGCAGGUGCUAUACGAGAACAAUUAGUUGAUUUGGAUUUAAGAAUUAUUAUGGAUUCUUCGUUGGUAGAAUGGAAAGAAUUAGGAGAAGAGGGAUCCGCCGACAAUGAAAAUGAAAAUGAAUGGGAAGAUCGAAAAGUAGGAAGAAGAAAGAAUUUUUUGGUUCGACGCAUGGAAUUAGUUAAGCACUUUAUCCGAACAAAUAUAGAACCAGAAUGGAUGGUUUUAUCUCUCUUACCAGUUCUUCCUCCCGAAUUGAGACCAAUUAUUCAAAUAGAUGGAGGGAAACUAAUGAGUUCGGAUAUUAAUGAACUCUAUAGAAGAGUUAUCUAUCGGAACAAUACUCUUAUUGACCUAUUAACAACAAGUAGAUCUACACCAGGGGAAUUAGUAAUGUGUCAAGAAAAAUUGGUACAAGAAGCCGUGGAUACACUCCUUGAUAAUGGAAUCCGCGGACAACCAAUGAGGGACGGUCAUAAUAAAGUUUACAAAUCGUUUUCAGAUAUAAUUGAGGGCAAAGAGGGAAGAUUUCGAGAGACUCUGCUUGGAAAACGAGUUGAUUAUUCGGGGCGUUCUGUUAUUGUCGUAGGUCCAUCACUUUCAUUACAUCGAUGUGGAUUGCCCCGCGAAAUAGCAAUAGAGCUAUUUCAGACAUUUCUAAUUCGUGGUUUAAUUCGAAAACAUUUUGCUUCGAACAUAGGAGUUGCUAAGAGUAAAAUACGGGAAAAAGAACCGAUUGUAUGGGAAAUACUUCAAGAAGUUAUGCGGGGGCAUCCAGUAUUGCUGAAUAGAGCGCCUACUUUGCAUAGAUUGGGCAUACAGGCAUUUCAACCUAUUUUAGUAGAAGGACGUGCUAUUUGUUUACAUCCAUUAGUGUGUAAGGGAUUCAAUGCAGACUUUGAUGGGGAUCAAAUGGCUGUUCAUGUGCCUUUAUCUUUGGAGGCUCAAGCAGAAGCUCGUUUACUUAUGUUUUCUCAUACAAACCUCUUGUCUCCGGCUAUUGGGGAUCCCAUUUCCGUACCAACUCAAGAUAUGCUUAUAGGACUUUACGUAUUAACUAGCGGAAAUCGUCGAGGUAUUUGUGCAAACAGGUAUAAUCCGUUUAAUUGCCGAAAUUCUAAAAAUGAAAAAAUUAGCAAUAAUAACUCUAAGUAUAUGAAAAAAAAAGAACCCUUUUUUUGCAAUUCCUAUGAUGCAAUUGGAGCUUAUCGACAGAAAAGAAUAAAUUUAGAUAGUCCUUUUUGGCUCCGGUGGCGAAUAGAUCAAUGCAUUAUGUCUUCAAGAGAAGUUCCUAUCGAAGUUCACUAUGAAUCUUUUGGUACCUAUUAUGAAAUUUAUGGGCAUUAUUUAGUAAUAAGAAGUAUAAAAAAAGAAAUUCGUUGUAUAUACAUUAGAACCACUGUUGGUCAUAUUUCUUUUUAUCGAGAAAUUGAAGAAGCUAUACAAGGUUUUUCUCGAGCCUAUUCAUAUGGUAUCUAAUCAUAUAGAUGGUUAGUGUUGAUAUCCAAGCUAGGUAAAUUUAUGUUAUGAUACUGGCGUAAAUUCAGGUCAACUAGCAUCUUUUCUAUUUUCUACGUGAAUAAACAUAAAGAAAAGGAAGUUUUCCAAUCAUUCACUCAAAUUCAUUGUCGAACCGAAUCC